Messenger RNA from Verticillium dahliae VdLs.17, 501 nucleotides. RefSeq lists its product as uncharacterized. The coding region runs from base 1 to 501 and encodes 166 amino acids. The record is from RefSeq and is a predicted model, not a curated record. The transcript has 2 exons. NCBI's taxonomy places the organism in Eukaryota, Fungi, Ascomycota, Sordariomycetes, Glomerellales, Plectosphaerellaceae.
AUGUACCCCGUCAACGCUUCCCACAGCUCCUGCCCCAAGUGCAGCGCCGCCAUGUCGAGCGACAGCAAGACCUGCUCUUCCUGCGGAGCCGCCGGCGGCUGGGGACGAAUACUUGACGAGACCCAAAUUGGACCACCCGUUAGUUCUGCCUGCCACUGCUUCCUACGUGUCGUUGCCUGGGGCCAGGAACGUGAGAAGGCUGUCGCUUAUGUGGCAGAGCCCGGUACUGAAGCCCCCGGGGAAAGCUCACAGUCGACCAAGGCGAAGCGCGUUCGUGAUUUGCAUGCCUCGCUCGACUCUCCCAGUCAUCGUUCAUGUAAUGGCAACGGUCAUCGCCAUCCAAGCCACACGAUGGCAGAUGUGGACUACGCGCGUCAUGAAGGGCAGCAACAUCAGACAUGUAAUUCGAGCACACCAAAUAUCACAGCCCCUAAAGCGCACCCAUCUCCUCCUGCCUGGUCUAGGUCGCGAGCCCAACGAGAACACAAUGAGAAACGGUAG